Messenger RNA from Tinamus guttatus (white-throated tinamou), 477 nucleotides. The record is from RefSeq and is a predicted model, not a curated record. NCBI's taxonomy places the organism in Eukaryota, Metazoa, Chordata, Aves, Tinamiformes, Tinamidae.
AUGAACCGGGACGGUUUUUUCAGGUUGUCCUCGAAGCCGGCUGCCCCGUCCUGGCGCUCCCGCCUACCUGCACGUCGCGCCCGUCCGUGCCGCGAUUCCCUGAUCAGCCUGUCCUUCGGGGGAGCCGUGGGGCUCAUGUUCCUGAUGCUCGGAUGUGCCCUGCCGCAGUACAACCAGUACUGGCCGCUGUUUGUCCUGUUUUUCUACAUCCUUUCUCCCAUCCCGUACUGCAUAGCACGGAGGUUAGUGGACGACACGGACGCGGCGAGCAAUGCCUGCAAGGAGCUGGCCAUAUUCCUCACCACGGGCAUCGUUGUCUCCGCGUUCGGGCUGCCUAUAGUGUUUGCCAGAGCUGAGCUGAUUUACUGGGGCGCGUGCGCGCUCGUCCUCACGGGGAACACGGUCAUCUUCGCCACGAUCCUCGGGUUUUUCCUGGUCUUCGGCAGCAACGACGACUUCAGCUGGCAGCAGUGGUGA